Molecule: messenger RNA, 1887 nt
Organism: Capsicum annuum
Lineage: Eukaryota; Viridiplantae; Streptophyta; Magnoliopsida; Solanales; Solanaceae
Exons: 9
Coding region: 856-1746 (296 amino acids)
Source: RefSeq, a predicted model, not a curated record
AAAAAAUAUAAAAAUAAUCUUAAUAUGUUAAAAAUGACAAAAAAAAAUGAAUCAAACAAGAAUGUUUCAAGAAUAUAUUCAUAAAAAAUUAAUCAAAUUUUAAAAAUAUAUAUCAAAUUAAUUUUCAAUGUAUAAAAAAGUUGCCAGCUUCACCUGGUGUGGUAUGAGUUGAAGAACCAGCUUCAGAGAAUUGGAGUCGCGGAGGAAACUGUGAAUCCUCCAGCCUUGUAGAAAUUCUCCUCCCAGCUGGGUCUAGAUCUGCCUCUAAUUCUUUUUGCUCACAGAUAGAAUGGAUUGAGUGAGGAAGCAUUAGUUCUGUUCGCCGCGGAGCAAACAUCUGGUGUCGUAGUUCACAUUGGGGACGAACGGACUUACAUCGUCCCAGUUCGGUGCGGUGAGAUUUUGCAUAGAAAGAUGCAGAUUCUUGCACUAAGCGGCAGAGCAUUGAUGAAAUUUUUAAGCGAUUCAUUGAUACGGCAGCACGAAUUCACUCCUAGAUGCAUUAAUCAUGCACUGUCAUGGGAAGCAUUGGGAAAAAAAAAACCCGGACUCAGUAUCUUGCAUGAAUGCAAGAUGAAAUGUUAUGUCACAGAAGAUUAUGACUCUGCCCUCAUCAAAGAUGAGGGAUCGUCAGCUAUGAUUCGGUAUUCAUCAACUGAAUCGAUCAGACUGUCUGUAGAGAGCUGCAUGACAGGGGAGAUUCUCCUUAAACCGCAUUUGGCAGAGAUAUAAGUUUCCCCCACCCCUACCUCCCCCCAACACACAAUGUCCCCCCCCCCACACCCACCCCCCAACAACACAUUAAUGUAUCUUUUUUCUUUUCCUUUUUAAACAGUAAUGGCAUAAGUCUAGACGAUGGGAUUAUUCGUUGCCUCGAGACAUGUAAUUACAGCAACAAUCUCUGAAGCGUUGUCCCUAGCUGCCCAACAAAUAUACGAGUGUUGCUUUUUAGAUCCUCAACAAUGGCAAGAAAAUUAUGAUUUUAGACCGGGGCUUACGGAUAAGCCUGGUUUGCAUGUGAGAGAUUUUCUUCACGGUCAUUGGGUUCUUGUGGAUGGUGAUCUUGGCCCUCAAGAAGCAAUAGUUUAUCCUGGUCUCGCAACUGCGGGUUAUAUCAGCCCUGCACUUCAUCGGACAGACAUUGGUAAUCAGCAGGGUAGCAUGUAUGGACGAUGUUCUCUUUCUUUUAAACUUAUGCCCAAGUCCAUGACCAACCUCAAUUGUUCAGAGAUGCGGGCUGCUGGUCAUGGAGUUGAAGCUCAAUUCCAGCUUCCUGUACCGGUUGACGACUUCAUGCAAAGAUCAACUGAUCAGUUGCUUAACAGGAACAAUUUCCCAACAUUCAACUUUCCGACAGCCCAAGAAGGAUCUAUGAAGCCCAUAAUGAGGAGGAGGAAGAGUAACUCAAGAUCUAAACCUCUUCCACCUUCAAAGAGGUUGAGAUUGGAGGCACAAAGAGUUCUCAAAGAGAGAGUUCAAGAUAUAGCUGAUAAAAAGGGCAUCAAGCUGAGGUUCUGCACCUUAAAGGAUUGUGAAAAUCAUAUCCAGUCACUUGAUAGCCCGUGUACAAACGUAAGAAUGGAGAUUGGAUGGCCACCAGGAGUUCCAUUUGUCCACCCACAUGAUCUCCCAAAUAAGGUUAAGAUUGGAUUUCUUGAAACAUAUGAACCUGGUUGGUCUGCAACUCAUGAUAUGGAGUUGAGCCUAAUCGAUCCCGGACAGCCAAGUCAGCACACUGCGAAUUGAGCAAAAAGGGUAGCCCGGAGCACUAAAGCUACCGCUAUGCGGUGUGUCCGGGGAAGGGCCCCACCACAAGGGUGUAUCGUACGCAGCCUUACCUUGCAUUUCUAUCAGAGGCUGUUUCCAAGGCUUGAACCCGUGGUCACA